Molecule: messenger RNA, 1575 nt
Organism: Aphanomyces invadans
Lineage: Eukaryota; Oomycota; Saprolegniomycetes; Saprolegniales; Verrucalvaceae
Exons: 5
Coding region: 1-1575 (524 amino acids)
Molecular function (GO): heme binding; monooxygenase activity; oxidoreductase activity, acting on paired donors, with incorporation or reduction of molecular oxygen
Source: RefSeq, a predicted model, not a curated record
AUGAGCCUCGCGGCGCUUGACGUUUCCGCCGUAUUGCUUUGUGCCGCCGUCGUCGUCGUGGGGGCAGCGACCUGCCUCGCGGGCAUGUUCCUUUUUGUUGUGUUUCCUGUCGGCGGGACGCCGCUGAAGCGCGUGCCGGGGCCGCCAUCGACCAGUUUCCUCCUCGGCAACAUGCGUGAAAUCUUUGAUCGAGUCGGCAACUUCCCCGACCCGUUCCUGUCCUGGAUGAACCAGUUUGGGGGAGCGGUCCACUACCGCAUCGCAUGCCAACGCCGCCUACAGUUGACGGACCCCGCGGCGGUGCAGUUUGUCUUGGCCACGCACGCGUCGACGUUCCCGCGCCAUCCCACCCUUCGGCGCUUCUUUACGGACUUUUUGUCGGGCGAGGGCCUCCUCAGCUCGGAAGGAUGCCACCACGACUACCACCGCAAAGUGCUCAACCCACACUUCAACUUGAGUCAAAUCAAGUCGUCGAUCGCUGUGUUUGCCGACCAGACGCUUCGAUUCUGUGCAUCGCACCUCGACGACGGCGCCGCAGUCACUGCGGCAGGUCGCGCAGUCAACAUGAACUCGUUUUUUCAAGCGCUGACGUUGAACAAUGUGGGGUUGACCGCGUUUGGGUACGAUUUUCAAUCCAACCCGGACGCUAUCGUCGCGUUCGACGAGCUGCAAGCGAUGCCGAACAAGCUCCUUCUCGCGUGCUCGAUGUGCAUUCCUGGCUUUUCGUGGUUGCCAUUCCCGAGCUUUCGACGCCGCCACCACGCCCGUGCCAAGCUGCUGUGCAUCAUGCAAGACAUCAUCGACCGAAAGCUCGCGACAGGACCAACCACAAGUACAAGUACGACCCCGCGCGACUUGCUUGACCGCAUGCUCGAGGCUGGAACAUCCACCCACGACGCUGUGGUGCACACCCUGACCGUGAUGUUUGCCGGGCACGACACAACGACGGCGGCGCUGUGCUGGACAUUUUACCGCCUCGCUUGCGAGCCGUCCCAGGCGGCGUUGGCUCGGCGCGAGUGUUUGCACUUGCUCGACGUCCAUGGCUCGUUCGACCAGUGGCAAGCCCUCCACGACUUGACCUAUACGACGGCUUUUAUUCAAGAAACCCUCCGCCUGCACCCUCCGGUCCCGUUCAUCGGGCGUCGCAUGGCCCGUGAUGACGUCGACGUCCCCAUGUCCGACGGCUCGUCAGUGUUUGUCUCGAAGGGAACGUCAGUGUGCGUGGUGCAUGCCGCCAUGCAGCGCGAUCCAACGUACUGGGCCCAUCCCAACGACUUCGUCCCUGAGCGGUUCGUUCCUGGCACGUGCGCCUAUGCCGCCGACCUUGGCCUUCGACACGGCCGAGGCCAUGCCGUCCACUACAUGCCGUUUAGUGCUGGCUCGAAAAACUGCAUCGGCCAGCGAUUUGCCAUGGCCGAGCUGCAGGUCGUAGUCGCGACGCUUCUCACCAAGUACGAGUUUACGCUGGCGCCGGAUGCAGACCACACGAACUUGUUCAAUGGCAUUUCCGUGCAGCCGACGCGGUUGACUAUGGCGAUGAUGCCGCUUCGAGCAAGUCCUCCCUCUGGUCUGUAG